This is a messenger RNA of Pararge aegeria (speckled wood butterfly), 1626 nucleotides long. RefSeq lists its product as uncharacterized. The transcript is spliced from 2 exons. The record is from RefSeq and is a predicted model, not a curated record. NCBI's taxonomy places the organism in Eukaryota, Metazoa, Arthropoda, Insecta, Lepidoptera, Nymphalidae. Bases 278 to 1567 code for a protein of 429 amino acids.
AAAUUGUUUGACCAUAAAGAAAAUAUUCUGACAUUUACUUGUUUCUCUAGCUUUCAACUUCAAUCUGACUUAAAAAUGUUCAGUUACAAUAUGAUUAAUAUUAAAGCUAUGAGCUCCAAAAAUAUGAUCUGAUUGUCUAAUUAAAAGUACAAUGACGCGCCAAGUAUCAGGCGAAAUAUGUUGCCAUUUAAACUGGAAAAAUUUGGAUUAGAAUUUUAUGAAGAGAAUAUAAAUAACGUAUAUAUUUCACCUUGAAAUUCCUAGUACAGUGUAAACCAUGGAGCAAAUAUUUAUGAUUGAGGUGUUUGUAAAAAAAAUCGUGCUUAAAAUAGAGCCACCAGAGAAAGAUGAAUAUGAACUCAUGCUAGAAGCAGAAGAGAGAAAAAGGGAAGCAGAGGCUCUGGCAGCUGCAGAAGCAGCCAAAAAAGGCAAAAAAGGGGCAAAAAAGCCACCUAAACCAAAAAAAGGCAAAAAGGGCAAAGAACCACCAGCACCAUCCGAAGAAGAAUUGAAGUUCAUGCAAACAUGCACAUUGCAAAUGCUAUGUUUACCGUUAUUUGAUUUUUACGUUGCCCAUGAUAACUUUGUUGCACCGGAACCUCCUCCACCACCGGGUAAGAAGGGAAAGAAACCACCUAAACCUAAAGGUAAAAAAGGUAAAGGUAUACCUCCAAGAAAAAUUGUGCUGCCAUCCGAACCGUUACCGCAACCUCCUUACUUCGGCGUUGGUAACUCUGUUAUUUUCUUAUCUAGACCUUCCAAAUUAGAAGAAAUGCUAAAGAAAACUCCUAUUUACGUCACUGUAUGGAACAGAGACCAGGAUAUGAACUGCAUAGGUUUCUGUAUUGUUGAGUGGCAUCAAUCAUUUUUCGAAUGUCUUCAAAGAUCAGGUGAUUUAAAUCCUGUCAAUAUGGACCAAGCCGAAUACAGAGAUACAUCAAAAUCAGAAAUAAUAACGAAUACAGUUCAACUUAUAAGACCUUUGCAAUGCGAGGAAGACCUGAAAGCAUCAGGUGAAAUUGAAUUUUUCAUCCGACUAUCGUGUUUAGGUAAUAAAAUCUUAAGUUUUUUUGUUGCCUUACCAGAAAUGGAGAGAUUGCCUGGACGUAAAUAUUUAUGUGAUGAUUUAAAAUUAAAAGACGUUGAGGUAGUGAGGCAUUGGGAGGGUACGACAAUAGAUUCGGUUGUACCUGUAGCUUUUUUCUUUGGUGCUCCUGAUAUUUCACGUGAACCUAUUAAGCCUGUUGAAGAAUAUAAAGUAUAUGAAGACUUUGUCGCGCCAUUUACUAAGAGUGAGCUAGCCAUACUGGCUAUGGGCUUUCCAAAGGGUCCGUGUGGAGGUACUAACUGUCCUAAUAGAAUGGACUAUAGAGAUAGCCAACAUCAGUUUAUCCACGGGGAGACUAUUAAAGGCAAGUAUCAACAUGGACAGUUCGUCAACAAGAGAGAUGUUCAUGGACCAUGUGGAAGACUAGAUUGCCCGUUAGCAAAGAAAGUCAGAGCUUACAUUUGCUCUGAAGGCAGCUACAAGCCUUGUAAGAAGCCGUGUUGUUUGGACUACUAUUAAAACUAAACACAAAAUUUCGAAAUUAAAAAGAACGUUUGUUUGGUGAUAAAAAAAAGCGC